CGCAGAACAACAACAACACAUGUGAGUGAAGCUGCUGCAGAGUCGCGAUGUUUUUGGAUUUAAAAGCUAAAGUUGGAGAAGUUUUGUUACCGGGAGAUGAAUUUUCCUUCGAAACAGACGACACCAUCUCCCUAACGGAUCACGCUAAACCGGAGAAGGUGGUGUGUGGUCCGGGUCUGCGGCGGAGCGGAGACCGGCUGGUGGUGUGCAAGAGCGGCAUCCUCCGACACAAACAGCCCAACAUGUUCUGGGUCGAUUCGCAGCAGAGGAGGUAUGUCCCAGCUAAAGGGGAGACCGUCAUCGGCAUUGUGACAGCUAAAUCAGGAGACGUCUUCAAGGUGGACUUUGGAGGAAGUGAGCAGGCGUCUUUGUCCUAUCUGGCAUUUGAGGGAGCCACCAAGAGGAACCGGCCCAACGUCCAGGUGGGGGACUUGGUGUUCUCUCAGUUCAUCAUCGCCAACAAGGACAUGGAGCCGGAGCUGGUCUGUAUGGACAGUUCAGGUCGGGCCAAUGGGAUGGGAGUGUUUGGAGCAGGCGGUCUGCUCUUCACGGUGUCCCUGGGACUCGUCAGAAGACUUUUGGCGCCUCACAGUGAGAUCCUGUCCGACCUGCAGCAGCUGUUCCCGUGCGAGCUGGUGGUCGGGAUGAACGGUCGCCUGUGGGUGAAGUCCGCCAGCAUCCAGCAGACACUCGUCAUCGCCAACCUGCUGCAGAGCUGCGACACCAUGACGGCGCAGCAGAGACAGCAGCUGUUCAGGAGGGUGGCACAGGGGACGCUGUAGACCACGUCAGACCACGUCAGACCACGUCAGACCACGUCAGACCACAUACUGCAGCUGACCUGCUGCAGGAUGAAGCAGGUGAGCAGUUUUCAGGCGGGACGUGCUGCAGCUGCUGGUUAAACAAACUCUAAAUCUCUGAACUGUUUGUUCUCGAGCUUAAAGGAGCAUUUCACCGAUUUUACAUCCCUGCAGAAAACACACAAAAACAUGAUGUUCUUUUUAGAAAUGUUGCUGCAGAUUUUCUUCAGUCAAACACAGUCAGAUGUUUUGUAAAAGCAGCUGCAGUUUAAUGCAGGCUCGUGUGUUGUACAGUUAUUAUUUUAGCUGUUUUCUAACAUGGUUUAUAUUUGUACUAAAAUUUAAGACGGAUUUAACUGUAUUAUUGUGUGAAGAUCAAAAGUGCAGCCGAACUAUAAACGACAAAACACA
This is a messenger RNA of Plectropomus leopardus (leopard coralgrouper), 1211 nucleotides long. RefSeq names its product exosome component 3 (gene exosc3). Gene Ontology annotation, biological process: U4 snRNA 3'-end processing; TRAMP-dependent tRNA surveillance pathway; CUT catabolic process. The record is from RefSeq and is a predicted model, not a curated record. Gene Ontology annotation, cellular component: nuclear exosome (RNase complex); cytoplasmic exosome (RNase complex). Gene Ontology annotation, molecular function: RNA binding. Lineage: Eukaryota; Metazoa; Chordata; Actinopteri; Perciformes; Serranidae.